Messenger RNA from Pungitius pungitius (ninespine stickleback), 3176 nucleotides. Its product is annotated as nuclear factor of activated T-cells, cytoplasmic 3-like. Gene Ontology annotation, biological process: cytokine production; calcineurin-NFAT signaling cascade; regulation of transcription by RNA polymerase II. Gene Ontology annotation, molecular function: DNA-binding transcription factor activity, RNA polymerase II-specific; transcription factor binding; RNA polymerase II cis-regulatory region sequence-specific DNA binding. The record is from RefSeq and is a predicted model, not a curated record. Lineage: Eukaryota; Metazoa; Chordata; Actinopteri; Perciformes; Gasterosteidae. The coding region runs from base 419 to 2860 and encodes 813 amino acids. The transcript is spliced from 10 exons. Gene Ontology annotation, cellular component: transcription regulator complex.
AGAAAAUAAUACUUUUGAAUUUCAAACCUGGUCAUGCCAUUUAAUUCUUGUAUUUAUUUAGUCUGUUUAGUGCUUCCGUACAUUUUUGCUUUCUAUGAUUUUCUUACGUCACAUGAGGCGUAACGUCACCGUUUUACGAGGGGACCGUAAACGCAGCACGGGGAUCAACCUGGAGGAGAGUAAAAAAAAAGAAACUCCCGUCAACCGAAGACAAGUUCCCGCUGUGAUGGGACUUCCCGGUUCCACCGCCUUCACCGAUCGAGUCCACGCCGGGAAACUACUUUGAACCGGGAAUCGGUCGACUGUCCGCUCGCUCAUCCGGUUGAGACCAAGUUCUGCUUUCGGUCGGAUGGAAAGUGAGUGAGACAGUUUGGUGAGACAGACAGGUCGGUUUAACGGCUCGUCCUCCGGUGGUUCAAUGUCCACCGGGAACGGCACCGAGGAGCUGGACUUCAGGCUGAUGUUUGAGGAGGACGCGCCAGGACUGGAUCUCAACGCCAGGACCCCGCCCUCCUCCGCUCUGGUGGAGCAGCUCGUCAGCCACGAGCCACAAUGUUUCUUCUACCAGCCCGCCGACUGCCAGUUUCAGGGGCCCCAGUACGGCGCCCAGGGGAACCCCAGAACCUUUGACUGCCCGAGCAUUCAGAUCACCUCCAUCGCGCCCCACGGCCAUGUGGAGCCCGGCACCGGCCCGGGAGCUUUGGCGGGGGACGGGGCAGAAGGGGGUUACCCCGAGGCCUCCUGGUCCAGGGGCCAGCUCUACCUUCCACUUGACCCCUGCUACCGGGACCCGGCGCUGUGCCGGAGUCCCUGCAGCAGCCUCUCCUCCAGGAGCUGGAUGUCCGACCUCUCCUCCUGCGAGUCCUUCUCGCACGCCUGCGACGACGUGGAGGUGGAGCUUCGAGACGCCGCUCGCCUCGCCCUGGGGUCGCCCCUGGGGUCGCCGGGCUGCGGGGGCGGGGCCUUCGGGGUGGAGCUGUGGCAGCAGAAGUACCAGCAUCCCUCUGCUUUCAGUCCGGUGCUGUCGCCCCACCAGUCGCCCUGCCACUCCCCCCGCGCCAGCGUCACCGAGGAGAGCUGGCUGGGCCGCCGGCCCGCCUCCCGGCCGUCGUCCAGGCCCACUUCGCCCUGCGGGAAGAGACGCCACUCUGGCGCCGACCGCCACGCCCGCUCCCCCUCCCCCUCCCCCCACCACUCCCCCGGCCCGACGCCGGGCGCCUCCCCCCCGGGAAGCGUGACGGACGACACCUGGGCGGGGAGUCCCGGCGGCGCACUGGGGUCCCUCCUGAUGUCCGGCUACCAGGAGCUGGACGUCCCGUCCAAGACCAGGAGGACGUUGGGGGCCCAGCUGGGCCUGCAGGCGGGUCAGGGAGACGCGGGCCUGGAGCCGGUCCUGGACUCCCCCGGCGUGGAGGUGCAGGAACGUGGCGGCCUGGCUGAUCUCUUCCUUCAGGUUCCCUCCCACUUCAGCUGGAACAAACCCAAACCCGGGAACCCUCCUCUGUUCAGGACCUCGUCCCCCCCCCCCCUGGACUGGCCGCUGCCCGACCAGUACGAGCAGUGUGAGCUGAAGGUGGAGGUCCAGCCCAGGUCCUUCCACCGGGCGCACUACGAGACGGAGGGCAGCAGGGGGUCCAUCAAGGCGGCUACUUCAGGACAUCCUGUCGUCAAACUGAUCGGAGGCGGCGAGCAGCCGCUCAGCCUGCUGCUGUUCAUCGGCACGGCGGAGGAGCGCGUCCUGCGGCCUCACUCCUUCUACCGGGCGCACCGCGUGACGGGGAAGACGGUCACCAGCGCCUGCCACGAGCGCCUCAUGGAGGGCACCAAGGUCCUGGAGAUCCCUCUGCUCCCGGAGAACAACAUGGCCGCCAGCAUCGACUGCGCCGGCAUCCUGAAGCUGCGCAACGCCGACAUCGAGCUGAAGAAGGGCGAGAUGGACGUGGGCCGGAAGAACACCAGGGUCCGUGUGGUGUUCAGGGUCGGCGUCCCGCGGCCCGACGGCCGGGCGCUGUGGCUGCAGGCCGCGUCCUCCCCGGUGGAGUGCUCCCAGCGCUCGGGCCAGGAGCUUCCUGCCGUGGACAGCUUCAGUCCCCACAGCUGCUCGGCGGACGGAGGGGCGGAGCUUCUCAUCAGAGGCUCCAACGUCUCGCCGCAGUCCAGGGUGGUGUUCCUGGAGAAGGGACCCGAUGGACGCUCGCUGUGGGAGGCGGAGGGUCGGGUGGUGCUGGAGAAGAGCGCUGCAUCCAGCAUCGUGGUCGAGGUUCCUCCGUACAACAAGGACACCGCCGACCCGGUCCAGGUCCAGUUCUACGUCUCCAACGGGAAUAGAAGAAGAAGUCUGACGCAGAGCUUGACCUUCCUGCCCGGGGUCAGACGCUGCCCCCCCCCCCCUGGCGGAGUCAAACAGGAGCGCUGGGACCCGGACCACAGCCCCAACGUGGUUUACUACGACCCCUGUGACCUCCGAGUGCAUUGUGGGCCUCCUUCUCAGAGCCUGCCUCGUCAGCAUCACGCACACCCUCCCUCAGUGUUUCCUCACUCCUCCUCCCUGCCUCCUCAGACCUCCUCAGUACCCCUACAGAUCUUCUCUGCCCCCCCUCAUAUCUUCAGCCCCCCCCCUCCGACCUCCUCCGGUGAGCCUCAGAGGGGAAACCCCCGGAAGGAGCCUCGGGUCCCCGGCUUGGGGGGGGGGCCCGGCGUGAAGCAGGAGCCGGACCAGCCUCCCGCUGUGGGCUCCUCGGGCCUCCAGGAGAUCACACUGGACGACGUGAGCGAGAUCAUCGGCAGAGACAUCGGCGUCCAGCUGGACCAUGUGGACCGGUACCAGCAGCACGACUGGGACCGCCAGUCGUCCACAUGAGCCUGUGGAGGCUCUUCCUGGUUCGCCCAACCUCAAGUGCCUGAACAGCCAAUCAGAAGCCUCCGAUGACUCAUCACCUCCAACCUGCAAACCAAAGACGCUUCAUAUUUUCAGCGUUAAAAUAAAAAACCACCCAAGGGCUGAAAGUCUGUUUCUACGUAAACAGAAACAAACGAUGACAUCACUGCGUAAAUUAUUAUUAGCUGAUGAAUCUAUUUUUGAUACUUUGGAUCCGGUCCGAUCACAACCUUUUCUGCCCCCCCCCUCGGGUUUAUGAAAAUAGAGUGAGAGAGAAACAGCACAUUGAAAUAAUAAC